Messenger RNA from Durio zibethinus, 1203 nucleotides. NCBI's taxonomy places the organism in Eukaryota, Viridiplantae, Streptophyta, Magnoliopsida, Malvales, Malvaceae. The record is from RefSeq and is a predicted model, not a curated record.
UUUCCUCCUUAAUUAUUAAGUUACAGUUCGCCAAAUGUCCACGCGCUCCUUCCCUUCUUACGUCUCCCAUUUUCCCUCUUUUGCAAAUCUGCCCUUUGCUUUUUCUUUAGAGUUCGGAAUAACACUUGCAACAUAGAAAACAAAAUUAAAGAGAAAAAUGGUGAAGCCGAGAAGGGAGAGGGAUGACGCCCUUAAUAAUAACAGUAACGGUCGUUACAAAGGUGUACGGAUGAGGAAGUGGGGAAAAUGGGUAGCGGAAGUACGUCAACCGAACAGCAGGGGCAGAAUAUGGUUGGGUUCUUACAAGACAGCAGAAGAAGCUGCCAGAGCUUACGACGCUGCAGUUUUUUGUCUGCGCGGGGCUUCGGGAAAGCUUAAUUUUCCGGACAAUCCUCCGGAUAUAGCGGACGCCAGUGAGAUGACGCCUGCCCAAAUCCAGGAAGUGGCUUUCAGGCACGCGCGUAGAGUUACUGAAGAAGCGGAAGUGACGGCUGCGGCUAGGAAUUCUUACCCAGAGUGUUGUUUUGGCGGUGAGAGUGUUGGAGACCGGUCAGGUGGAGCUUAUUAUCCUUCGACUGGUGCUUGGAAUUUCUAGUUCUUCAAGUUUCCUUUCUUUUCUCCUCUUUUAGAAACAUUAGUUGAAACUGGUUAUUCCAAGGUCCCCUGUUAGUGUUAUAAGCAAAUUUUGAUUGGUGAAGAUUUGCUAGAAGAAAGAAAAAAAAAAUUGUAUCUGAGAAAGUUCUAUCAUGAAGCUGUGUUUUAUUGAAAUUGCCAUAUGAAAUGCAUAAUCAUUCUUUGUUUUCCUUUUUUCUUCUACACAUUAUCAUCGAUAGAUAUUUCUUUGUUAUCAAUAAGCUUGAACCAUUAGCCACUUGGCGAAAUUGCUGUUGUCCGUUAGUCCAUUUGUAACUUGUGACAUGGUGACUUCCAAUACAAGACAAUGGGAUUCAAAGCAAUCAGAACCAAGAUUUGUUGAACUGCCGAACAAGUUUCCUGUUUUUGAGUUAGAAAGUAAGAAGAAUAUUUGAUUGUGAAUGUUAAACGACCUUUUUCAUUGCGGCUUGACUUUGAGUAGCUUGGACAGUCCCCAUCUUGAGGUAACCGCAAGAUCUAUUGGGAUUGCCAAAGCUUGCAAAUUGGAUUAUUGAGAUACUAUUCCCACCUUGGCAUGCCAAUUUCAAUGAAAAUUCUCGGUUUGUUUUC